Messenger RNA from Perkinsus marinus ATCC 50983, 1311 nucleotides. RefSeq lists its product as hypothetical. Gene Ontology annotation, molecular function: ubiquitin binding. The record is from RefSeq and is a predicted model, not a curated record. Bases 1 to 1311 code for a protein of 436 amino acids. NCBI's taxonomy places the organism in Eukaryota, Perkinsozoa, Perkinsida, Perkinsidae. The transcript is spliced from 12 exons.
AUGACGUCACGACCUACACCCGGGGACGAGCAGGCUGUUCCGACCAAGAGUGAGAUCGAACAACGGGACGAGAAACUAGUCCAGUUCUUGUCCAUGGCGGGCCCCGAUUCUGAGAUCGAUCCGGAGGUUGCGAUGGAGAUCCUGGCUGCCAACAACUGGGACGUGGCGAAGGCGUGGGAGCAGCUCAGGGGUCCUGAUCAGGCGAUGGAGCCAGAGACGCCUGAGAGGCUGCCAGGAAUAAACCCAGAUGAUCAGCGGCAAGCAUGGGAGGAGCAGAUGAGUCUAGACUAUGCUAGAAGGAUGCAGGCACAUGAAUAUGGUCCACUGCCGAUAUCCCCGACGGCUAACACAGUGGGUGGUGAACGACUGAUAGCCUCCCCUAUGGAAGAGUUCGCACAACAACAGCACUGGACAAGCCCAAUGCAACGACAGGAGGACGAGGCACUGAGACGAGCUAUUGAGGAUUCAAAAAAGACGGCGAGUGCUAGAGGUGACGCCUCAGGGUCGACUAGUGAAGCAGCUGGUACUCUCGAUGAUAGCGCCGAUAUGGACGUCGAGGUGGUGCAGUCCCAGGAGGCGGCUUACAAUAGAGCCAGAAGCAAUGAGUUUUUGACGGGACCAUCACCGAGUGUACUGUCAUCGCAGAGCCAGAUGUCGGAGGCUGAACGGCUCGAGCGAGAGACUCAACGGUUGAGAGCUAUGGUGGACCGCGAGACUCGUGAAGUUCAGGAUCAGGAAUAUUUGGAAAGUUUGAAGGCGGAUCGUGAGCGAGAGGCGGAAAAGCAAAAGAGGGAGGAGGAGAUAUCAGAUGCAGCGGCUAAGUAUGUGAUAUUGAAGUCCUCCAUGAAGAGGAAACGGGAGAGUCUACCACCAGAGCCUGAGAAGGGUACGCCCGGGCGAGUGGAAGUAGCGGCUAGGUUAUUCAAUGGCAAGCGAGUACAAAGAGCAUUCCUGGACAGCGAGCCCGUAUCUGAUCUCUAUGACUGGAUGGACUCGGAGCUCUUCAAUGAUCAUGAUCGGGCAGCAGCAGCUACGGCGGAGGAUGGCGUUCAGGACUUCACUGAGGCUGAUCUUAACUAUCGGUUGGUCUCAAGAAUGCCGCGGCGAGUAUUUGAGAGGGAAGAUAGGAGUAUGAAAGACGCUGGGAUCGAGAACCAGAUUUUCAUAGAACAGCUGCGUCACACCGUGUACUCGAAGGAUUGCUCGUUCGCAGCCUGCAAACCCAACCUGAAAACUGACGGGAUAUUUGAAGUCUGUUUUGGGUUCAACCGUCAAUGCGAGUCCAAAUAUCAGAUCUGGGAGACUAUCUAA